Dichotomopilus funicola is the source of this 3480-nucleotide messenger RNA. RefSeq names its product armadillo-type protein. The record is from RefSeq and is a predicted model, not a curated record. The transcript has 3 exons. Gene Ontology annotation, biological process: proteasome-mediated ubiquitin-dependent protein catabolic process; regulation of protein catabolic process. Gene Ontology annotation, molecular function: enzyme regulator activity. Gene Ontology annotation, cellular component: proteasome complex; proteasome regulatory particle, base subcomplex; nucleus. NCBI's taxonomy places the organism in Eukaryota, Fungi, Ascomycota, Sordariomycetes, Sordariales, Chaetomiaceae. Bases 1 to 3480 code for a protein of 1159 amino acids.
AUGCCGGGUCUCGUGUCCGCGACCGGCGUACUGGGCUUCUUGUCCGACGAGGAGCCGGAGCUCAAGGUUUUUGCGCUAAAGACCUUGAACGAUGACAUCGAUACAGUUUGGACCGAGGUCGCGGGGGCGCUGAGCCAAAUUGAGGCCCUGUUCGAGGACGAGAGCUUCCCGGAGCGCCGGCUCGCUGCCCUCGUGCUCGCCAAGGUCUAUUUCCACCUCCAGGCUUACAAUGAGAGCAUGACUUUUGCCCUGGCCGCUGGGCCUCUCUUCAAGCUUGACGCACCCGGCGAGUUCGAGGAAACCAUUGUUUCCAAAUGCGUCGACCAAUACAUCGCCGUCUCCUCGUCGCGCCACACCCCAUCGAAGGUGUCCAAGAACGAUAUUGCUCUGCCGGCCUUGGCGACGACAUUUGGCAGCGGUUCUCUCGACGGAUCGGCCCUGAUCUCGCCCACGACGCCGUUCUCUCAGUCCACCCUGCCGUCCAAGUCACUCCUCUCGCGUGACUCUGUCGACAACACCAUCCUCGACCCGACCUUCCAGCCCACCAAAGAGGGCCGGUCCUCUUCGGUCGCCCAGAUAACCGACAACACUACAUGGUCUGCUUUGGAACAGGUCAUCGAGCGGCUCUUCGAGAGCUGCCUUGUUGAGGGCAAGUACCGACAGGUGGUCGGUAUUGCAGUAGAGGCGAAGAACCUGGACGUUCUCCGCCGCGUUAUCAAGCGGGCCAGUGAGGAGGGGAAGCGCGACAAGUCCAAAGCGCAAGAGGGCGGCCAGGGGCCGGCCGAGGAGUUAAUGGACUAUGCUCUGAGCAUCUGCAUGGACAUUGUCCAGGAACGCGGACUCCGCACCGAGAUUCUGCGCCUUAUCCUCGACCUACUCAACGAUAUUCCGAACCCCGAUUACUUCUCUAUUGCCAGAUGCGUAGUUUACCUUGAUUCGGACGAGGAGGCGUCUUCGUUACUUCUCCAACUCAUCACCAAGGGCGAUAACAAUGCGAUUGCCAUUGCCUACCAAAUUGCAUUCGAUCUCUACGACAACGGCACGCAGGAAUUCCUGGCCAAGGUAAUCAAGUCUCUACCUUCUGGCGAGCCUCCCAAGAAACCCGAGGCGCCGAAACCGAGCGAGGACGCCACCGAAUCCGAGCCGCUCCUCGAGAAUGAAGAAGAAGCGGAGGACGACGAGGGUGAGGAGCUGCCUGAGGAGGUGGCCAAGGUCUACAGGAAUAUCCGGUCUAUCCUGAACGGCAGCACAACCAUCAAGUUGAACCUGGAGUUCCUCUACCGCAACAACCAUACCGACCUCAGCAUCCUUAACAAAGUCCGGGAUAGCCUCGAGGCCCGCAACUCGAUUUUCCACACUGCCGUCACCUUCUGCAACGCCUUCAUGAACGCGGGAACAACCCACGACAAGUUCUUCCGCGACAAUCUCGAGUGGCUGGGCAAGGCCGUCAACUGGUCCAAAUUCACGGCCACUGCGGCGCUCGGUGUUAUCCAUCGUGGUAACAUCAGCCAGUCCCGCAAGCUCCUCGAGCCUUACCUCCCCAAGCAAGGAGGUGUGUCGAGUGGUUCCAUUUUCAGCCAGGGUGGUGCUCUGUAUGCUUACGGCCUGAUUCACGCCAACCACGGCGCAGAUGCGCUUGAGUACCUCCGGACUAUGUUCAACGCUGCGGACGAGGAGGUCAUUCAACACGGAGGCGCUCUUGGCCUUGGUCUUGCCGGCAUGGCUUGCGGCGACGAGCAAAUCUACGAGGAGCUGAUCAAGGUCCUGUUUGCGGAUGAAGCCCUCAACGGUGAAGCAGUUGGUCUGUCUGUCGGCCUCAUCAUGCUGGGCACGGGCAACGCGACAGCUCUAGAGGCGUUGUUCACCUACGCUCACGAAACUAGCCACGAGAAGAUUGUGCGCGGUUGCGCCCUCGGCAUGGCGCUCAUUAUGUAUGGGCGACAGGAGGGCGCCGACGGCAUGAUCGAUGGCUUGCUGAACGAUCCUGAUCCGACUCUGCGGUAUGGCGGUAUUCUGACCGUGGCUCUGGCGUACUGUGGAACCGGGAGCAACAAGGCCGUCCGUAAGCUCCUUCACUCUGCCGUCAGCGAUGUCAACGAUGAUGUCCGCCGCAUUGCCGUCAUGAGUCUCGGUUUCAUUCUGUUCCGCAAGCCUGGCAGUGUGCCUCGCAUGGUCGAGCUGCUUGCCGAGUCGUACAACCCUCACGUCCGUUAUGGUUCCGCGAUGGCCCUCGGCAUUGCGUGCGCCGGCACCGGUCUGGAUGAGGCAAUCGACCUUCUCGAGCCGAUGAUGAAGGACCCGACCGACUUUGUCCGCCAAGGCGCGCUGAUCGCCCUGUCCAUGAUUAUGGUUCAGCAAAACGAGACCAUGAACCCCAAGGUGACAGCCAUUCGCAAGACGCUGAAGAAGGUGGUCGGCGACCGGCACGAGGAUGCCAUGACCAAGUUCGGCGCUGCGCUUGCGCUGGGUAUUCUGGAUGCUGGUGGCCGGAACUGCACCAUCGGCCUCCAGACCCAGACCGGCAACCUCAACAUGGCAGGUAUUGUCGGCAUGGUGGUGUUCACGCAGUACUGGUAUUGGUUCCCGUUCACCCACUUCCUGUCGCUCAGCUUCGCUCCUACGUCGAUCAUUGGUCUCGACCACGACCUGGAGAUGCCGAGCAUCAAGUUCCACUGCGCCACCCGGCCGAGCCUGUUCGACUAUCCGCCCGAGCAAGAAGUGAAGGUGGAGGAGGGCCCUGCCUUGGUCUCCACGGCCAUUCUAUCUACGACGGCCCAGGCCAAGCGCCGUGCGCAAAAGAAGGAGCGUGCGCAGCGCCGGGAGAGCAUGGACAUUGACACGCCUACCGUUAGCAAGACACCGGCUCCGGCGGGGGAUAAGAUGGAUGUGGAUGAGGAGAAGAAGCCGAAGGAGGAGUCCAAGGAAAAGGAGAGCGAUGCGGCGACGGAGAAGGAGGGCUCGGCCGUUCCGGAGGGCAAGAAGAAGCCCGAGAAGGAGAAGGUCGGCUACGAGAUUGAGAACAUGUCCCGCGUUCUCCCCGGCCAGCUCAAGUACCUCAGCUUCCCGGCUGGGCGGUACAAGCCGGUCAAGAAGCCUACUGGCGGCCCGGUUCUUCUCGACGACACGCAGCCCGACGAGCCCAAGGAACUGAUCGAAGAAAAGCUCAAGAAGGCCACUACAGAACGGGCGCCCGUUGCGACUGCCACGACCGGCGCGACGCCCCGUAAUGCGGCGCAGUCGCUCCUGUCGAACUGGUCCUCCCGGGCGAUGGCCGGCGGCGCCGGUGGUGUGCCAGAGAUUAGCGACCUGCUCCAGCUUGGGCUGGGCGGUCAGGACGGACGCUCUGCUGCGAGGACGAGUGGUGCAGCCGCGGCAGCUGGUGUGCUGACUGCUGUGGAUGAGGACAACGAGGGGGAUGAGGAGGCACCGGUCCCGGAGGACUUUGAGUACUUCACUGAUGGCGGUGAAGACGAUGAGUAG